GUUUUCAAUUUACAUAUAAACGUCGAAGACAUUGUUUCCUCUUCAUUCUUGUAUAUAUAAAGAGAAGAAUUUUAAUUGUUUCUCACCGCAAAGUCGUUUCGUUUUGUUUUCUUUAUUUCAUCUCAAAGGAGGUUUAAUUUCUGUGCAAAAUGGUGGAACCUAAGAGCAAGGUUGAAUCGAUUAGGGAAUGGGUCGUCGAUCACAAGCUUAGAACUGUUGGGUGUUUGUGGCUUAGUGGUAUUGCGGGUUCUAUUGCUUACAAUUGGUCUCAACCUGGCAUGAAAACCAGCGUUAAGAUCAUCCACGCUAGGUUGCAUGCACAAGCCCUUACGUUGGCUGCAUUAGCCGGUGCUGCAGCGGUUGAAUACUACGAUCACAGGAGCCGAACCAAACCUGAUCCGUAUGCGAAGUUCCUUCCGGUCGACGGAUACUCGCGCAAGGAGUAGAAAACCCGGGAUAGGGUUUCAAGUCUCUAACUUUAUAGGGUUUAAUAAAAUAUUUUAUUUUUUUGUUGUUUAAA
Messenger RNA from Hibiscus syriacus, 520 nucleotides. RefSeq lists its product as uncharacterized. Bases 150 to 446 code for a protein of 98 amino acids. The record is from RefSeq and is a predicted model, not a curated record. Gene Ontology annotation, cellular component: mitochondrial inner membrane. Gene Ontology annotation, biological process: mitochondrial respiratory chain complex IV assembly. Lineage: Eukaryota; Viridiplantae; Streptophyta; Magnoliopsida; Malvales; Malvaceae. The transcript is spliced from 3 exons.